AAAGCAAAAAAAAAAUUUUAUCACGUAUUUUUUUUUUCUUUUAAUGAAAAAUGUUUCCAUUAAAGAUAUUCUUGUUGUUAAUAAAAUUAAUAUAUGAAAUUCGCUCGGAAGAUGCGCUUCUUGAAGCUGUAUUUUGGGAACAAGUGCCUUUCAUAUUUACUAACUCUGACGGAAAUAUUGACGGCAUCAUACCGAAAAUGUUUAACGAAGGAGAAUACUAUUGUCUUAAUGAAACAAAUAAAAAGUUAAUUUCAUUUAAAACAUCUCUUUCCACGAGAGACGAAUUUCAAAAUCUGUUACACUCAGAUAGCAAUGGAGAAAAAUAUGGAAUGCUAGAAAUUACAAAUGAAAAAGCAAUCUGGUUUCCAGAUGAUCUAUACAACGCCACAAAUAAAAGGCGGGAAAAUAACAAAGGCUUACGAUCGUUCCAAAUAAUGAAAUCAGAAGGUCUUGCUGUCAUUAUGCUCCGUGAUAAAAUAUCUCUACCUUCAAAAAUGAUGCGUGGUAUUUAUUCCUGUCGCCAGAUUCUAGUUUUGACCUUGAUGCUUGCAUUGCUUUUUGGAAUUGUUAUCUGGUUUAUUGAAUGCACUUACAAUAAGGAGUUUUCAUUAUUUUUUGUUAAGGGAGCAGCAACAGGACUUUGGUGGAGUGUGGUUUCUAUGACUACCGUUGGAUAUGGGGAUAUUGUGCCAAAAUCUAUUCCGGGCAAAGUUAUAGCCUGCAUUUGGUUAUUUAUUGGAGUAGUUAUUGCUUGCCUCAUGACAGCAACAGUUAGCGAAGUUAUCAAUGGUUUGGAGGGUCUAGAUAUAUAUAAACAGAAAGUCUCCGUGCUUGAUAACUCAUACGAGCUUAAAGCUGCUAAAGAAAUGUAUGACGCUGAUGUAGUGCCCGUAAAAACAUACGAAGAAGCUUUGAAGUUAGUAAGAGAAGAAAAGGUUUUUGCAGCUCUCAUGAACGUCGACGUUGCGGCGUGGAGGCAAAAUGAGAUAAUUGACGAUAGUAAUGAGUUCCCCUUACGUAUCGUUAACGUAGUUAAAGCGCAUUUAUACAUUAACUUUCUUAUCUCUAGAAGUUUGUCUAAAUCUGCUCGAAAGGUAUUCAACUGCAUGAAUGAACAAAAAGACGAAGUUUACACCAGAUCAAUCGAAUAUUUUCAACGAAUUUGCAAUACAGAAACUUUGUAUGUUGAUUCAAUUACCGAAAUGUUUCAGAAGAGCACACUGUAUCAACUUAUUUUAGGAUUUUUAGUUGUUCUUAUAUGCUUGGGAUUCGGCUUUGAGUUGUUUAUGCGACGAAAGAAUCGUAAUAAAAAAGAAGAAAACUUUGAUCAACUUUAAAGUAUUUUUUUAUGUUAGCAACUGUUGACUAAUAGUUUUAAAUGCAAUUAUUUAUUUUAUGAAUGGAAUAUUUUACCCCUAUUAACAUGAAACAAAUUAAUGGAGUAAUUUAACAUUGUUAACAUGAAAUAAUUUAUCAUUUUAAAGAA
Hydra vulgaris (swiftwater hydra) is the source of this 1486-nucleotide messenger RNA. RefSeq lists its product as uncharacterized. Gene Ontology annotation, molecular function: delayed rectifier potassium channel activity. Lineage: Eukaryota; Metazoa; Cnidaria; Hydrozoa; Anthoathecata; Hydridae. Gene Ontology annotation, cellular component: membrane; voltage-gated potassium channel complex. The record is from RefSeq and is a predicted model, not a curated record. Gene Ontology annotation, biological process: potassium ion transmembrane transport.